AUGUCAAAUCAUGCCUAUACGUCGCCCACAUACAAUAUAGCCAAACGACAACGAGUUUAUGGCACUACCAACAAAGCAGAAUGCAAGACUCCCAGCCCUUUGGGCAAAAGCCGUAAUGCGUCGACACCAUUGUUUGAUGACGAUGAACUAGAAAGCCCUGGGCGUGAGCAUUUUGUCAAUGGACGACUACAACCACGGCAUAUUCAACAACGCUUUUUGCAAAAGCUCAACCAGGAACGACAAGCAGCAAUCCAUAAUAAUUCAUCUUCCAGCAUUGCUUAUUCCAACAACCCACCAGAACACAGCACUCAACGUGUAAUUGAACGCAUUGCAGGCGAUGCAACCAUAGACAAACCAAACGACAGCGGCCAUAAUGAGGACGACGACGAUGACAUGUUUGGUGACGAUAUACCCUUAGAAGAUCUUGAAGAGGCGCUUGUCAUUACUGAAACUAGACAUCCAAUACAGCAACAACAGCAACAACAACAACAACAACAUCCACAACUCCAGCAAACUCCAGCAACUCCCAUCCCUUCUCAAAAUCACAACAAUGACGAUGACGACGACGACAUGUUUGGUGAUGAUAUACCCACACAGCUUUUGGAUGAAGCUUUAUUAGCAUGCACAACAUCACGUGAUGAGCCAUCUGAUCAAUAUUCUUCGCGAUACCAUCGUUAUAUGGUUGCCAAUAUACAAGUUUCAUGCUACGAUACGGAGACUGAGAAAGGGUUGCCUGAGAAGAUUUUACACUUGAUCAAUGAAAAAGAGCAAUCUGCCACUGUGACACUUCGAGAAGGAUGGCUGCAUACUGUUAUCAAAAUCGGCGACAUUGUUCAUAUACCCACAUUGCACACCAAUACCAAAAGCGGCAUCAUUACGAUCAUCAACAAUACACAAGGUUUUAUCGUCGUGCACCCUGAUCGAUUAUUAUCCAGCACUGCCGUCGCCGAAAGUACGUUUUGUCUUCGUAAAUCUGUAUUACAGCAAAAGAUCAAAGCGAUUGGAGAUUACAGCGAGGCACUGGUGCAUGGCAACAUGAUUCACCGAAUUAUCCAGCAUGCGCUCGGCACCCAAGAUUUCAGCAUGGAGGGAUUAGAAAGAGAAGCACGGCGUGUUGUUUACUCGUCGUUGGAUGAACUCUAUGCAAUCGAUCAACAAGAGGAAACAGCACUUCAACUCAUUCAACAGCAGCUUCCAAGCAUCAAAGCAUUUGGUGAUACGUAUGUUGGUGAACAACCAAAGCCCAAUGCACGCGUUGCUAUGGAUAUGGGUGUCGACGUUGCCAAGGUGAUGGGAUGCAGAACGGUGGCAUUCAGCAAAAUUCUGGACGUGGAAGAACACUUGUGGAGUCCGACGUUUGGUCUCAAAGGCAUGAUCGAUGUAUCAGUGGAAAUGAAGAUGCAUCCCAAUACCAAGGUGUUGACAUUACCUCUUGAGCUCAAAACUGGCAAAAGUACCCGCUUUAUUUCGCAUCGUGCUCAAACGACACUGUAUAUCCUUCUGAUGAGUGAUCGUUAUGGUAUUGAUAUCGAUGCUGCUGCACUCUACUACUCGAAGAUGAACAGCCUUUACAUCGUCCCAGCAGUACGCAACGACCUACGAUUGCUCUUAACGACACGCAACAACCUUGCUUCAGCCAUGCAAUCAAAACACAGCUUACCACCUAUGCUGAAGAAUUUGCACCAUUGUCAAAGUUGUACCAUGAAUGAUGCUUGUUUGCAAUAUCACAAAGCGGUGGAGAACGGUGAUGGGGACUCAAGUGGUCUUGGCGGUUAUUUUGACAAAAAGAUCGAGCAUAUGGAUGAAGCGGCAUGCAACUUUUUCCGACACUGGCUAAGACUCAUUGAUCUUGAAGAGGAGGAUAUCGACUAUGUUCGUAAAGAUAUAUGGCGACAGCCGGCCGAAAUGCGUGAAUUGUCUGGAAAAUGUCUCAGCAACAUGAUUAUCGAUCCAUCAUACAAACAAGAUUCUGAAAGCGUGUACAAGUUUAUUCGACAAGAUGGCAAUGGCGAAUUCAUUACGAAUUCGAGUUUGAAUGUUGGUGAUCCUAUCGUUAUAUCCGGCACUGAGGGUCAUAUCAAUCUUGGAAUGGGAUUUAUUCUUCGCUUGGAUCAGCGUUACAUCAUGGUCAACCUCACUUCACCUUUGCGUCAAAUACCACGUCGUGAUCAUGGUUUCAACAAGGAGACAAACCAGGUCUUUGUACAUACACACAAUCCAACCACUUAUCGAAUCGAUAAAGACGAGAUGGCUUCUGGUAUUGCUUUGAUGCGACGCAAUAUUGUCGGCUUGCUUGCUCCAAAUGAAGGUGAUGAGAACACAAGACACAAGCGAUUGAUCGUCGAUCGCGAAAAGCCAAGUUUUAUGCCUUUGCCACCUCUUGAAUUGCCAGCAACAUUGAAUCCAGCUCAACAAAAUGCAGUACAAAAGGUCUUGAGUGCCAAGGAUUAUGCCAUCAUUUUGGGUAUGCCAGGCACAGGCAAGACAACUACCACAUCCCAUAUUAUCCGCACUCUUGUUGAACGUGGAAAAACGGUGCUUUUGACCUCGUAUACCCACAGCGCUCUUGACAACGUGUUAUCCAAAGUUCAUGCGUCCGGUAUCGAUGUCCUUCGACUUGGCAAUCCUGAAAAAGUCAUGCCAUCCCUUCGUGGUUGUAUGCCCAAUGGAAAUCCUACUUUGACCACCGUUGAGCGACUAGAAAAGUUUUACAGCUCCAAAAAGGUGGUGGGUGUCACUUGCCUUGGUAUUGGACACAACCUUUUGCAACGAAGGCGAUUUGAUUACUGUAUCGUUGAUGAAGCAUCUCAAAUUACAUUACCUGCAUGUGUUGGCCCAUUACGGUGUGCAGAUAUCUUUGUGCUUGUGGGUGACCAAUAUCAACUUCCUCCUUUGAUUCGAAACGACAUUGCUAGGGAACAUGGCAUGGACAAGUCCCUUUUCCAAUUACUUUCAGAGGAUCAUCCAGAAGCUGUGGCUGUUCUAGAAUAUCAAUAUCGGAUGAAUCGUGACAUUAUGUCAAUCACCAACUCUCUUGUUUACGACCACAAACUUAAAUGCGCCAAUCCAGCCGUUGCCUCGCGUCAGAUCAAAUUGCCAAAAUUGAAUCAAGCCUUGGCCCAAAUUCACACAGGCGCAAAUGAAUGCACACAAUCGCCAUGUUGGAUCAAAGAUGUUAUUGACCCCAAUCGUAAAGUGGUCUUUAUUGACACGGACAAGAUUCCAGCAUUGGAGGAACGGGUAAUGGAGCGUGUGCAAAAUCCAUCAGAAGCCAAGAUGGUUCUUCAGCUAGCUGAGACCCUUAUUGCAGCGGGCGUUCCUCAACAAGAGCUGGCCGUCAUUUCGAUUUACCGAUCCCAGCUGCGACUGAUUUCACCUGGUCUCCGCGGAACCCCUGAUGUUGAAGUUGCUACCAUUGACAAGUACCAGGGACGUGACAAGGAAUGUAUUUUAGUAUCACUUGUACGAAGCAAUGAACAAGGCAAUACUGGUGACUUACUCCGAGAUUGGCGUCGUAUCAAUGUGGCAUUCACACGAGCAAAAAGCAAAUUGAUUGUGUUUGGAUCGAGGCAAACAUUGCACACGUCCGCUCUCUUUAAGAGCUUUCUUGAUUUGAUGGCGUCAAACGAAUGGAUUUAUGAAUUGCAACCCAAGGCCCAUGAACUUCACACUAUUGAACCAUCAUCCCCACCGAGCAAGCAACGCAAAGAACACAAGACAUUUUCACCCCUGAAUGCAUUCCUCAAACACAGGCCUGUGCUUCGGGAUGUAUACAAUGCAUCAUGA
Lichtheimia ornata is the source of this 3786-nucleotide messenger RNA. RefSeq lists its product as uncharacterized. Bases 1 to 3786 code for a protein of 1261 amino acids. Gene Ontology annotation, molecular function: 5'-flap endonuclease activity; single-stranded DNA helicase activity. Gene Ontology annotation, biological process: replication fork reversal. The transcript is spliced from 14 exons. The record is from RefSeq and is a predicted model, not a curated record. Gene Ontology annotation, cellular component: cytoplasm. NCBI's taxonomy places the organism in Eukaryota, Fungi, Mucoromycota, Mucoromycetes, Mucorales, Lichtheimiaceae.